GCCUUCCAUUUUUUAAGACAUUUAUUUUAAUUGUUAGAGCGGCCACUUGAGUAUCUGGUCAAUAUAAUGGAUACUCUGUAAUAUAAAUAACGGCACAGGGAAAUAAGCGAGCACCGGGCAGUGCAAUCAGCCGUGUAGCCAACCUUCAAUCAUACAUUGUGUUUAAACUAGCCGAUACAGUUGUUGCAAAUAAUCUAUGGUGUUCUAGUAUCGAUAGGACAAUCGUCAACACGAGUAUGGCAACUCCUCUACCUCCUUGUGUGAUAGAUUGUGGGACAGGGUACACCAAGAUUGGAUAUGCUGGAAACACAGAGCCACAGUUUAUCAUGCCAUCCUGCAUCGCUAUACGAGAGUCAGCCGGUGUAGGAGACCAGGCACAGAGGCGACUUGUGAAGGGAGUGGAUGACUUGGAUUUCUUUAUAGGAGAUGAAGGCAUUGAUAAGCCCAACUAUGCAACCAAGUGGCCCAUCAGACAUGGGAUGGUGGAAGACUGGGAUUUGAUGGAGAAGUUCAUGGAGCAGAUCAUCUUCAAGUAUCUGCGGGCAGAGCCUGAAGACCAUAGCUUCCUUAUGACAGAGCCUCCGUUGAACACGCCAGAGAACAGAGAGUAUCUGGCUGAGAUCAUGUUUGAGACCUUUAAUGUCCCAGGCCUGUACAUCGCAGUGCAGGCAGUUCUGGCCCUGGCAGCAUCAUGGACGUCUAGACAAGUAGGCGAGCGAACACUGACAGGAAUCGUGAUUGACAGCGGAGAUGGAGUCACCCACGCCAUACCUGUGGCUGAAGGCUACGUCAUUGGGAGCUGUAUAAAACACAUCCCUAUAGCAGGUCGAGACAUCACCUUGUUUAUUCAGCAGCUCCUCAGAGAGAGGGAGGUGGGCAUCCCCCCGGAACAGUCCAUGGAGACAGCCAAGGCAGUCAAGGAGAGGUACUGCUACAUCUGUCCAGACAUUGUGAAGGAAUUUGCCAAAUAUGACACGGACCCUGGGAAAUGGAUCAAGAAGUACAAAGGCAUCAAUGCCAUCAACAAAUCUGAAUUCCACAUAGACGUUGGAUAUGAACGCUUUUUAGGUCCAGAAAUAUUCUUUCAUCCAGAGUUUGCCAACCCAGACUUCAUGCAGCCAAUCUCAGAUAUAGUUGACGAGGUUAUAAUGAACUGUCCAAUAGAUGUCAGAAGACCUCUAUAUAAGAAUAUUGUCCUGUCUGGCGGUUCCACCAUGUUCAGAGACUUUGGCCGGCGGCUGCAGAGAGACCUGAAGCGGUCGGUAGACGCCCGGCUCAAAUUGAGUGAGGAGCUCAGUGGAGGAAGGAUAAAGCCCAAGCCCAUGGAGGUCCUGGUGGUUACACACCACAUGCAGCGCUAUGCCGUGUGGUUCGGAGGAUCCAUGCUUGCCUCUACGCCUGAGUUUCUCCAGGUUUGUCACUCAAAAAAGGACUACGAUGAGUUUGGUCCCAGCAUCUGCCGCCAUAACCCUGUCUUUGGUACCAUGUCCUAAUGCUAAAACCCACACCUACAGAACCUGCUGUUGACCCCGGCCUGGGGUCAGUCCAUGCAUCGUGAUUAAUGUCCUUACUUUACCACCAUAGCACUCUAACCUACCACACAAGAGCCCCUUAGACGUUGAUGUGCAAUUGAAUUUGUCAACAAUAUAUUGUACAAUCAGUAUCGGCUGAUUAGAAUUAAUGUGAAGGAUAAAAGUCAUUGAAUUAGACAAAGACCUCUUAUAGCACACAUACAGUGAAUUUUCAAUAUUGUCAUUGUAAACUGGAACACUUUGGUUGAAGCCAUGAACUGAAGACUGUUUUCUUGCACCUACUCUCUUAGUUUCGCUGUACACUCUUAAGAUUAACUUUAGAUCCCAUCCCAGGCUGCAUGAAUCAUGUGGGAAGGCAACCCACGCUAAUUCUGGAGCAGCCCAAAUUACAUUUGUCCAAUAUCCAUAGAAAGUCAUGCUUUGAAAUUGUAUAUAGAAUAUAUAGAUAAAGAUACUAUAUAUUACAAUAUAACAUAUUUAGAAAUGUGUUUAUAUUUGUAUUAAAGAUUAUCAGAACAGGUAUAUAAAGAUGUAGAUCGUAUUGACGUGAAAUAGUGUAACAUGAAAGAAGAGAUAUUUCGAGAGAUUUUGUUUAUUAGGUCCAAAAGUAUUUAUUAAAUUAUUUUUGUCAGCCACAAAUUAUCUAUGGUAUAUAAUGAUAUUGAAGUAUUUAUUUAUACAUUUCUGUGUAUCUAGAAGUUAUUUCCGUAGGGAACUGUGCUCACUAAAAAUCUAACUGCUGGUAUGACGCUAAUGUGAAUAAAGGUACUUGGCACCUUCA
Molecule: messenger RNA, 2313 nt
Organism: Oncorhynchus kisutch (coho salmon)
Lineage: Eukaryota; Metazoa; Chordata; Actinopteri; Salmoniformes; Salmonidae
Gene: actr3b
Product: actin related protein 3B
Exons: 12
Coding region: 237-1493 (418 amino acids)
Source: RefSeq, a predicted model, not a curated record